CCGCCAUGGCAUCGGCCGCCGCCGCCCGCGCCGCCGAGGAGCCGCCGCCGCCCGAGCCGUCCGCCGAGCAGAAGCCGCUGCUGCUGCCGCCGCCGCCCCCGCAGGAGGAGUUCUCCUUCCUGCCGCUCGUCCACGACAUCAUCAAAUGCAUGGACAAGGACAGCCAAGACGUUCACCAGGUGCUGAAUGAGCUCAAGAACAAGUUUCAGGAGAUGAGGAAGCUGAUCAGCUCCAUGCCCGGCAUUGGCGUGAGCCCAGAGCAGCAGCAGCAGCAGCUUCAGAGCCUGCGGGAGCAGGUGCGGACCAAAAACGAACUGCUGCAGAAGUACAAGAGCCUCUGCAUGUUUGAAAUCCCCAAGGAGUAGGAAGGGCACAGCUCUGCCCUCCGGCUCCGAGAUACCUCCUCUCCUGAAUGAACAGGAGCAAAAAGUGGCAGGAGUUUACUUCUCUUUCUUUUAUGCUGUGUUUGGUGGUGUUGCUCUGAAGUGGUGUCUGGGGGAUCUCAGGUGUGAGGCUGAACCAGAACACUGUGUGCUUCAUGUGUGGUGAUCACAGCAGGACCUUGACUUUGAUCUGCUGUAGGACUGCACAGUUCUAGAGGCAUCUCUCCUGUUUUCUCUUGGGAGGGAGUGAGGAUUGUUUUCUACAUUCAAGCAAGCAGGAGAUGUUAUGUUCUCUCCUCAGUGAGGGUCAGGGUACCUGCUAGUUAACUUCAGCAGGAAAAAGGAGACAUUUUCUGCAUUCUUUUUUACUUAAAAUUGCCCAAAACUCCAAAGGGAACACAAGAGGGAAGCGUGAACUGUUAGACCCUGCUCCCGCAAAGGAUCUCUGGGGCACUUUCUAGCCUGCUGUGUUGAAAGAGGAAGAAUUGCUUUCAAUUGCUUUGUGUUUCCCUUUCUUUCUUUUUAAGCAAGUGAUGGUUGUGUAGGAGAUGAGCAAAGAUUCAGAAAUUCCAAACUGCCCCUCUUGUGUGGUCACUGAGUGAAUGUGGCCUGAGCAGGGGCAGGACUUUGGGACUUUGGCAGUACAGAGGACAUGUGUGGCCUGGGUCCAGCUUCUUUGUCUUGACAUCACUCUAUUUGGAAGCAGAAUGACGUGGGAGAGCAAAGCAGGGACCACCAGGAGUGGAUUUGGGUGAUAAAUUUUACUGGUUGAGUGCAGCUUGUAGGUAGCACAUUUGGUAUCUUGCUCUUAAAGCAAAGGAAGGGCAAGCAGACCAAAACGAAGGACAGAAAUGACCAGAGCUUUUAGUCAUUCCACGUGACAGAAGUCAGGCUCAACAGGACGGAGCAGUUCCACAUCCAAAGUGCUCCAGGGAUUUCCCACAAACACAAGCCUUUGAGUAGCUUGAACAUUUGCCAGCAGAAGAUGGAAAGCUCUUGAAUGUCACAUUCAGACAGAUCCUAGAGCUCUCUGCCCUCUGUCCUGCUGUUAGCUCUUACAGUGGCAGACGACAGUCUGGAAAGCAGUCCCACAUCUUGCUCACUAACAAAGAUGUGGCAGGACCUUGAGUCUCAUGGUUCUCUGAGUCGUGCUGAAAGAUGGUAGGGGUCAGCAGUGAAAGAGGUGAGAAAACAGCUCAUGAAAUAGAGUGUCUGGUGAGAACCACCUGAGGGUGGGUAGCACUCAUGCUUUUGAAAGAAGAGAAGUGAGAUCUGUUUGGGUGAGGCUUUCCUUUCCUAAACCAAAAGGCAAAUAACUGUUUGUUGGGAGCUGGGAUGAUUGUGACUCACCUGUAGCCUGGAGAUUUCUCUGUCCCCGCUGGAACACUUCAGCAGCACUUUCUUUGGGAAGGUGCCAGUGUGUAAAUUCUGGGUAAAGCAGAACACCAAUGUAAACACAGCACAAUGUACACUUAUUUUAUUGCUGAAAUUACCUUGCUGCCAACCAUUGCCUAUCCCAGCUCAAUAAAUUCUUCUGUCUCAUGCCUGGA
Pogoniulus pusillus (Red-fronted tinkerbird) is the source of this 1933-nucleotide messenger RNA. RefSeq names its product mediator complex subunit 9 (gene MED9). Bases 6 to 365 code for a protein of 119 amino acids. Lineage: Eukaryota; Metazoa; Chordata; Aves; Piciformes; Lybiidae. The transcript is spliced from 2 exons. Gene Ontology annotation, biological process: regulation of transcription by RNA polymerase II. The record is from RefSeq and is a predicted model, not a curated record. Gene Ontology annotation, molecular function: transcription coregulator activity. Gene Ontology annotation, cellular component: mediator complex.